AUGACUCAAACAAGACUUCCCAAAAUAGUUUUUGUAAGUUUGCUGAUAGUUUUUUGUUUGACUAAUUUGAUACUGGGCGAAAACAGAGAAAAUAAACUGAAAGAUGCUUUGAAAAAUACCACCAAAACUAGACAGAGAAAUAAUAGUAAUGGAGAAAAUAGCGAAGACGGAGAAAGUGUUAAUAUUUUCAAAAAUGAAGCUCAAAAUUUUUUAAAGCAAUGCGGUGUAGAAAAAAACGAUUCUGCUAGGAAUUCUGAAAACAAUGCUGGUUACAGAAAUUCUUAUGAUGGGGUGACAAAUAAUCAUGGUAAUAAUGGAUAUAACAUGAAAAGAGACAACAAUGAAAACAACAAUGGGCAUUAUGGAAAUAAUAACAAUUAUGGGCAAAAUGAAGAUGACAGCAACAAUUAUAAUAACGAAUGGAGUGGUUACGGUUUGAUUUUUAGAACAAACAAAAGACAAUCAAACUACGGUAAUCAACAAAAUGACGGCCAACGGUACAAUAAUAAUGAAAAUCGCAAGAAUUUUGGGAAUCGAAACGACCAGUACGGCAUUAAUGGUAAUCAAGACACCAGGUCCGGAGUUGGAGAUGGUUAUGGGCAAAAUAAUAGAGGAAAUUCUAUGUAUGGCAGUUCAGGUAACCAUCAAGAAGGAUUUGGUUUGACUAGUUUAAAUACUAGAAAUCAGGAAAGAAGCACUAACCGUUAUGAUAUGAGAAAUUCUAAUAGGGGUUAUAAUUCAAACGAUGGUUGUAAGGAUAAUGGUGGAUAUGGGUCAAAUAUCUUCGGGUAUAAUCCUGAAAUGACCCUUGGUUUUAAUAAGCCACGAAGCAGAAAAAGGCGUUAUAGUUAUUACAAACGGGACGAUAGCGACAGUCGAGAUGAUAAUCAGUGUGUCAGUCAAUGCAUAUUUGGAUACCUUCAUCUGUUGGAUGAAGACAGAACUCCUUCAGAAACUUUGGUCAUCAAAUGGCUACAAGAGCACGUUACCGGUAACGAUAUGGACAGAAUUCAGGCAUUGAGGGAUGCUAGAAGAUGUUUUGGACGUCUAACUACUAGCGACAUCGAAGACGGAUGCGAAUUUUCCAAGGAGUUAGGAAAGUGCUUGGAGUUGGACUUAGAAUAAUUGAUAAGUAUACCUACUUUUCUUAUUAUAAAGAGUAGGUACCUACCUAUAUAAUUAUUUAAAUAUACUUAUAUAAGCAAUCUCGAAUAAAAUAUAAAUACAUUAAGAUCUUACUCAGAA
Messenger RNA from Ceutorhynchus assimilis (cabbage seed weevil), 1245 nucleotides. The record is from the annotation of a GenBank genome assembly. NCBI's taxonomy places the organism in Eukaryota, Metazoa, Arthropoda, Insecta, Coleoptera, Curculionidae.